Sardina pilchardus (European sardine) is the source of this 4550-nucleotide messenger RNA. RefSeq names its product fibronectin leucine rich transmembrane protein 1b (gene flrt1b). NCBI's taxonomy places the organism in Eukaryota, Metazoa, Chordata, Actinopteri, Clupeiformes, Clupeidae. Bases 1 to 2142 code for a protein of 713 amino acids. The transcript has a single exon. The record is from RefSeq and is a predicted model, not a curated record. Gene Ontology annotation, molecular function: protein binding.
AUGGCUGCCGAGAGCCUCGUGGAGCUUCGCGAUUGGCUGUUCCUGAUUCUCUUGUGUCUGACGUUGUUAGUAGAGGUGCUGGAGUUUGCUGCCGCAACGGCGGCUGUUGCCGAGGCAGUUGCCCAGGACGGAGAGUUCCAGGGGGAGGUGCCGUGCCCCUCGGCCUGUCGCUGUGAUGACAGCUUUGUUUACUGCAACGACCGAGGCCUGAGCAUCAUACCCCCACUGCCUUUAGCAGCUGCGGUGCUCUACCUUCAGAACAACCGUAUUGAUAAUGCUGGAUUGCCUACAUCCCUAGAGAGACGAAUGACUGUACGAGUUAUUUACCUGUAUGACAAUGAACUGGAUGAUUUUCCAAGGCAUCUACCCCCGUCGCUUCGAGAACUACACCUGCAGGACAACAACAUACGAACACUACCGCGUUCUGCCCUAGCUCGACUACCACUGCUUGAAAAAUUACACUUGGAUGACAACUCAGUAUCAACAGUGAGUAUAGAAGACAAAGCAUUUGCUAACAACCCGCGAUUGCGACUCCUAUUCUUGUCACGCAACCAUUUAUCUAGUAUUCCUUCGGGUUUGCCAGCAUCCCUAGAGGAACUAAGGCUUGAUGACAAUCGCAUAUCGACCAUCCCCACCCACGCUUUCCGUGGAUUGUCGUCCUUGAGGCGUCUCUUUCUGGACGGCAAUUUGUUGGCGAACCAACGGAUCGCUGACGACACCUUUGCGCGCCUCGCCAACCUGACCGAGCUCUCGCUGGUCCGCAACUCCCUCCUGACGCCGCCGCUGAAUUUGCCCAGCUCGCACCUGCUCCGCCUCUACCUCCAGGACAACGCACUGGCGCACAUGCCCCGCGGGUCCCUGGACGGCAUGAAGAGGCUGCAGAAGCUCGACCUGUCAGGCAACAACCUCACCACCCUCCCCCGGGGCCUUUUCCGAGACCUGGAUAGUCUGUCGCAGCUGCUGGUGCGUGGGAAUCCGUGGUACUGUGGCUGCAAUCUCCGCUGGCUGUACGACUGGCUCCACAUGCGAGGCGCUUCCGUGACGGUGAGGGGUUUAACUUGCCAUAGCCCCGAGCGAGUGCGAGGGCAGUCAUUAAAGGAGCUCACGAGUGAGAUGAAGUUAUGCGAGACGGCAGGGGAGGGUGGAGUGGUCGGAGGAGGCAGAGGCGGAGGAGCAGCGGGUAAAGAGAAAAUUGGAACUCUUCCAACGGCGGCAGCCCUAACAACCACACGCAUGCCCCAGGGGUCACUAUUCACCCUCCGGUCCAAACAUCCGGGCCACAUCCCCGACCUGGUGCAAGACCACCUUGGUGAAAGUGGAAGCAGUGAAAGUGGUAGAACACUGCAAGUUAAAGUCAAGCCACUCACACCAGAAACAAUCCACAUCACAUGGACUGCAGUGCAACCAGCCCCGUCGUUCCGGCUUUCCUGGUUGCGACUGGGUACAAGUCCUGCAAUGGGCGACAUUACAGAGACGUUAGUUCCCGGCGAUCGCAGAGAGUAUCUCCUCACUCAGCUGCAGCCGCAGUCCAGUUAUAUCAUCUGUAUAGUACCCCUCUUCGUAAACGAGGGCAGAGGCUCUUCCCAUUCCUCAACGAACUUGAACAAGGACCAUGAGCACCCAGCGUGUGCCAAGACUGAGACAUCAGAUCUCACAAGACAGUCAGAUCAGGAUGGGACAGAUCAGGGAACAGACCAGUUUGCAGCCCUUCCAGUAGCUGGGAUUAUUGGGGGUGCCACGGCACUGGUCUCGCUGCUCCUAAUUUUUGGCAUCUUUUGUUGGUAUGGCCAUCGGGUGGGCUACCUGGCAGCCGGCGAACAGUCCAUGUAUGGGAGGGGGGAUGUAGUCAACAGUCGUGCCGGUGGCAAACAUUAUGAUGACUAUGCCGAGUCGGGCACGAUAAAGGACACCUCAAUCUUAGAAAUCAGGGGUCCUGGUUUCCAGAUGACACCAAUGGCAGCGCACCAGCCACUGCAGCCCAAGGCUAAAUGUGAGGACAUGACCUACAUUCACACCAUCUUUCCAUCAAACAACACGACGCUCUACAGGAGCACCCACAACCACACAGCCAAUUCAGGCUACGGGACCAACCGUGGGUAUAGGGAGAGAGGUAUACCAGAUAUAGAUUACACAUACACGUGAUAGCCACUUACGCCCACCACUUCUCCCUGUUCCCUUUUACAGAUGUGUCUGUGACUGGGGACAGCCCUUGGAUCCAAAGUAGGAGUGUGCCGGCCAUGUCUUUGUUUGAUUUACAGAUACAUACUCUCAGUCCUUGAUCCGAUAGUUAGUCAAAUUCCAAUCCGAGAACAUGAGAGAAGUUUAUCAUCAGCCCACAUUAUUUUUAAACGGAUUGAUUUCAUUCUUAGGCAUAAUAUUGAUAAUGAUGCAUAUUUCCACUCGUUAACAUUGCCUAGAGCUGCAAAAUCGAACAGUUAAAUUGGCCCUGCUCCUUCUGUUUUGUUUUUCAGCUGAUGUUAAUUAAUCCGCAUUUAUUUAAAGGAGAAAUCCGGCGAGUUUUCACAUAGAUCCAUGAACAACCACACCGCGCUGUAGCUGCCUGUCUGCGUUAGCUGAUUAACCGAUUGUUUUUGUUUUGUUUCGUACCAACAGUACUCAGUGACCUCAAGAAAUGGAGAUCUAUGUGAAAACUUGUCAGAUUUCUCCUCUAAGGAGCCGCAUGUAUAACUAUUUACUGAAACAGUUGUUCUGUUGCUCAGCAACAGCUCAACUGAAGCAUAAGGUAAAAUUUGGAAAGCAUACUGCAAAAAAAAACUAUUUUCAAUAAUGCAUUAAGGUCAGAUUGUAUGCUUUAAAGAAGUAAGAAUGAACCCAACACUCUUAUCUCUCAAACGGUCUCUCGAGUCACGCGUCACACAUUUUACAUUAUGCAUAGAUUUUUGUAAAGACUUGAUUGAAGCCUGGAUCUCUAAGAGGGACACAUUUCAGCCCUCUCUAAAGAUGUCUUUUGUAUGUUUGAGAUGUCUCAACAUCUAUUACCAUCCUCUAUUCUAAGAUCGCCAUUAACUCGUCUUUGAACUGUGCUCGGCACACUCCUAUUCCAAAGCACCCUUUGUGCCUCCUUGACAAUGUUUCCAAGUAAUCUGUUACUCAAAAAAAAAAAAAAAAAAAAACUGGGGCUAGGACCACACUGAAUUUGCUAGUCAUGUCUACCAGAGUGACUGAAGUGCCAGAGAUACCAGUCUUGGUAUUGACUGUAACCAAUAUUUCAAUGCUACGUUUUUGUUUGCAUUGCAGUUUCAACGAAGGUCUUUUUAAUCCCUCUCCCCUUUUAAUAUAUCUCACUUAAAUGGAUCUAGUGGCUAGCAUGACAGUGGUUAUGGGUUGAUAGAGGGUCAAAAUGUGUAUAGAUCUAGCUUUACUAUCUGUAUAGCUUUACUGUACUUUCUAUAAGCGCUAGCCAGAAUGAUUUCUCUCUCAAAAGCUUGAGAACAUUGACUGCAACAAAAAAAGGGUUGGGGGAGUCAUAUUCCAUUCCUGAUUCAAGAUUCUAGGUUUCACCCCUCCCCCCCUUCACUUUUUUCUUUAUUCUCUCAAUUUUCUUUUGAGCGCAGCGAGAGGACUUUGUUCCCUGCCGGAGGAGCUGACAGGGGUGAUAACGGUUUCGACAGUGACAGAACUCAAAUUGCUCAUGAGUUUCUUUCUACAUAAUGAGAGACAAAGAGACAGACACACAGAGCCGCCAACAACAGUGACAGAGGAAGAGGGGGAAUAAAUGUUUCCUGCUUAAAUAUCAGCCGUUCGUUAAGCAGACACCCCACUUUGCAGGAAUACUAAUCACUUCUAAAAGGUUACCAUGGGGUGAUGAGUUUUUUUGUUUUUCAUGUCAAUAACUAAAAAAAAUACACAGAGAAGCAACCGUUAUUUUGCAAUCUCACUGGAAGAGAGAAAAUUCCAGAGAACAAAGGCACCUAAAGACAAUCAUAUCGGAAGGGCAUUUUCUAAGUGACAAUUAAACUGAAAGAGACAAGUGGACAGUGACAUAGUUUAAUAGGUCAGAGAGAGAGAGGGAGCUGACCAAAUGCAAGUUAUUGGGCAAGCAGGGUUGUCAAAUCAGUUUGCUGAGCUGGACAUUGAGUUAAUAAACACCAACAACAAAAAAAAGAAAGAAAUAAUUUUGGACGUUUGAGGAUAAAGCUUUGUGGCUCAAAUCUGCGUUCUUAUGGAGUAGAGAGUGACAUAUCAGGGAUAUACAGACUUAACACCGUAACACUGUGGACCUCUACAUUGCAUAUAUAUAAACGGUUUAAUAAACAGAGAGCUACAGUAGGCUAUACGAAUGUGUUUCUAGGCGUUUUAGAAAAGCUUGGUCACUGGAGCAACAACGAUGGUAUGAAGUACAAUUAACGUGAUACAGGAGAAAAGAGGCAGGGGAGGGAUGAAAAGUAGAAUUUAGUGGUUUUAUUUCUAUCACAUUUCCUGGUUUCUCUUCAUUUAUUUGAAAUGUGAAAAUUGAAGACAAGUGACUGGCGUCUCUCGCACCCUUUAUCUUUGUUGCAUUUCUUCUAUUACAAAUAAAUCAAGCGUGG